UUUGCGAAAAGAGUUUGUCAAAAAAGUUUUGUUCGCCACUUGUAAAAACAUUCUGGCUAUCUAUUAAAAUGUGAUUACAAUAAAAUUGAUUUAAAAUUGCAACUCCGAAAUACACUUUCAAUUGAUUUGUGCUUUUUGAGCUUGAGCUUUCAAGAAUCGGUAAUUCGUCUACAAUAGUUCACGCUUCAGUUGCUUAUAAUUCAGACGACUAUUGAGACUUCAUAUUGAGAUCAUCAUCCUCUUCUUGUCUUCAGCACUUGAGAGGAAUGGCGAUGGUUCUGGGACACCCUGUGUGUGUGUACGUGUACUGCUCAUACUUUCGUGCAAGGUACAGUUAGUCACACACGCGUGCAACUUUAUAUCGAUGGCGUCACCGCGGCCGCCGAUUGGGGCCAAGCGAACUGAACUCAUUGUCAGCGAUGUCGUUGGUUCGCCCCUUCGCCACGCGGCAGCGAAUUAAUAAUUGUUAUUUUUUGCCCUCGACCGUCGUCAGCAACGGGCUAGUUAGUAGGAAGUGUCUCAUCGAACGCGAUUUGUCGAGAUGACGUGUGUCGCUUCUAAUUGAUUUUAAGCGACAUUAAAUUAAAUUCAGCUGUCAAAUGAUUAUAUUUCUGUGAUCUGAUGAAGCAGUGUGAACACAUUUCUCCAAAAGUGUCGGAUAUAACCAUUAUCACCAAUUCUGAAUAAUUAUGUAGUUAUAAAUAAGUGUAUGUAUAAACUGUGCUUAUAUUUUAUCGAAAUCGCAGCAUUACUGAAAAUUAGCAAAUAUUUGUCAAUUUGGCAAUUCGCCAAAAUUUGUCAAUCAAUAAAAUUUAUUAAUACUAAUUUUCUCUGGGCAACUUCUGAAUUGUAUGUUAUGAAUUGUAUGUUUAAAUUUUUUUAUUUAAAGAAUUAUUACUCGAUAAGGCAUAUUCAAAAAUAUGAGGAUUAUUAAUUUAACAUUAACAUUUGAGGAUCAUUAGUUUAACAUUGACAUCCAUUUAUAUCCAUUAAUAUCUAUUACUUCUGUUUAUCAUUUAAUAUUACUUCAAUAUUGAAUUAUUAUGAAUAUAUUAGUGGUAAUUGCCAUUCAAUGACCAGAUGUUGUGGAAUUAGUGUUUUUUAAUUAGUGAUUCUGCUGGAAUGCAACUUUGAGAUGUCAAUCGUGUGUUUCACUUUAAUGCACUCCAGUAAUCAAGAGGGCUAGGUUUAGGUCGUCGUAGAAAAACGAUCCUCUCGUUGUCUGAGCGAAAAGUUAAGCAAGCGCGAGUUUAUCUGAGAGUGGGUCUCCGUUGCGCGUAGCACAAAUUUCGUCCUGAUGGCGCUCAUUCCGGCACUCUGCUUCCGGUUAACGAUCCGACCGCGCUGCUGGUACCGUGCCAGGAAAAGCGAAAUAAAUGUCUCAGUAAUUUCGAAAUCUUCCACCGACCUUACUGUGCGAUCUAUAUAAUUCACCUGAAGAGAUAAAGAUCAUUCAAAAACAAUGAUGUGAUUAUCGGUGUGAAUGUAUCAUUGUCAACGUCUGCAAAAAAUCGCGAUUUAUCGAUUGUUUCGUCGUGCAAAUAUGCAUUCGUUUUUAUCAGUAAAAACAAUACAAAUUUUCGAUUAACGAUUUCACAAGAUUUCACAUCGAUAUUUUAUUUCAAUUUUGUGACGCGGAGAUAGGAAACAGCAUUUAAUAAAUCUUUUUAUUUUUAUCUGUGCAUGAUUAUCUGAGUAAUAAAUUGAGCAUUUUAUAUUCUCUCUAUUCGCUGUUUUUUUUUAAUUAUAUCUAUUUGUAUGAAGACUUUGAAUAAACAUUAUGUGUUAACACAAAUUUAUGAACAAAUAAUAUUUCUAUAAAUUGGUUAUUUAAUAAUCAUUGAUAAUGAUACUAAUUACUUAAUAAUAAUUGAUAAUAAUACUAAUCAACUUAGUAUUCUAAAUUACUAUUCUAAAAAUUGUUUCUCUGAUAAAAAUAGCAACCUUGUCGAAACAUUAUUUCUUUAUUAUAUUUCUUUAUUGUAGGAUCAAUAAUAAAUCACUAAAAUUCCUUACACAAACAAGUGUUAUUGAUUAAUUAUCCUGAUGUUCAGAUUUAUUUGAUCAGUGUGCAAAUAAAAGAGAAUAAAGAGGGAAUAAUACCUUAUUUCCGGAAUGUAUUAGCGAAACCGUUGCAGAACCGUUAAUCAUAUUCCUAUCAUACAACUCAGAUAAUGAGAAAUCUGUGAAAGCUACUUGAAAAAUUUAUCGUAUCUUGAACACUCAAAAUUGGAGCUAAUACUCAUAUUUUUUUUCAAUGUCAAUUUCAAUGGCAAUUAAUAAGGAAAAUUUCCUUGUUCUAAUCAUGUACUUUUCUCGAUAUUUCCGAUCAUAAUUUACAAAUAAUAUAAAAUAGAAUUAGAUUAGAUUAAAACAGAAUGAAAUUAUAAUACAUCUGCAUUAAGUUAAAUCGAAAUUCAAUGAAAUUAGACAAAGAUCAAUCCGCGGUUUGCUCUCAAUCGCUUCACACUAGCUUCACAGCCGCGUUUUUUUCACAGAGGACUGUCAGUAUGUGUGUCAGUAUCACACCGGCUACUUCCGUCUUUUGGAAUAUGUGUAUCUUAAAUAUGUGCGCGAAUUUUUUCUGUGUGUGCUUCCACAUACCGUGCGCCCGAGUGCGAAUCACAGACACUAUCACUCCCAUUUACGCACGUGCGUACGUGGCGCACCUGUGGGCGCAUUCAAGAUACACAUGUAUACUUACAUAUACAUACGUGCACGCAUAUACAAUCACAUACUUACAUCCAUUUCCUGCUCGUAAAGGCGAAGUCGUGCGUGGGCACAGAAGUCGUCCCCCUAUCCUGCCACACACACGGAUUCUCCACUCGCACUCGCUAGUGUCAGUCAGUCAGUCAGUCAGUCAGUCAGCUCGAGCACGCGCGACCGGUUCGUAACUUGGCUCUUGAUACACGCGCACGGAUCGCGCCGAUUAAUAUCGGGCGUCGAGAGAGAGCGGUGUAAUCUCUCGGCAAGCUUGGAUUUCCACAUACGAUACAGCGAUAUGCGAAAGUAACGCGAUCCCGGAAUAGUUCGCUCGCAAUCGAGCAAUUAGCGCAAAGUGUGCUUUUCCGUUAGUUGCAACUGUGAUAAUGGAAUGUACCAAAAUGUCGAAACUCGUUGAGAAUUCAUGACUUCAAGUAUUCAGUUUCUAAGUGCAGAUCUUGAGAGAGUGACUUGCGAACGCGGUGUCGUCGUGAAUUCGACGCGAGAAUUCCAAGUCCCUUUGGGGAAGUCUCCGACUAGUGUCCCAGUUGCGAAAUAAACGAUAACGUCGAUUGAAGCGGUUCCAACUUGGCGCAACAGUGCCAAAUAAAGUACGAAAGACAGUGCGAAAGUUGUACCGAUUUAGAAUGUGAAAGAUACGAUACGCUCCGUUGGUAGAAAUUCGGAAAUCGAUCAGAUAUCUUUCUCGGACCGCAACGAGUCUUUGACACAAGUAUUUUGAGCAAAAAGAUACUCGAAGAUUGAUAGUCCAUGAUCUAGACCUACCACUAUGAUAGGCAUACGACAGUGAUCGUGUCAUUUGUGCGGCUAAUGAUCGAGUGAUAAAUCGAGUGAUUCACCGAUUAAUAUCGACAUUCGACACGUAUGGACGUCUUUCAUUUGCGAGGAUUACAACACUCGUUCUCCACUCGAGCAUCUACGUAGGAUCGCGCGUUUUCUCGCGUCAUCUCGUACGAGAUCUAGGAAGUGCGUCGUUCAGUGUGACAUUUCGCUCGCGCGAAUCCGCGCGUGGGUUCAACGCACUCGCGCAACUGCGCUCGUUCGCGCUUCGUAACACGCGCACGAAUGCAUUGCGCUCAAGGUGGGACGAUUGUGGACGAGAUCACGGAAGCAGCAGGCUACCGUUGUUCACCGAUGUAUAAUUUUGAGUUCCUCAAGACUGUGUGGACAAAGAUAGGGCGGAUGUGCGGCUACAUCACUUGCGCCAAAUCCUACCUCUCAGGGGUGCUGGAGAUGGCGGCCACCGAGAGCACGAUCCGAUUUAGCGGCCACACGUUGGACAAGGCGACCAAGGCCAAGGUAACGCUGGAGAACUACUACAGCAAUCUGAUAGCGCAGCACAUCGAGCGGAAGCAGAGGUUGGCCAAGCUCGAGGAGUCUCUCAAGGAUGAAGGUCUCUCGGAGCAGCAGAAGCAGGAGAAGAGGAUGCAGCAUGCACAGAAAGAGACCGAGUUCCUGCGGCUCAAACGGUCCAGGCUCGGCGUCGAGGAUUUCGAGCCUCUCAAGGUCAUCGGCCGGGGUGCUUUUGGUGAGGUGAGACUCGUGCAAAAGAAGGACACGGGACACGUAUAUGCGAUGAAAAUCCUCCGGAAGGCGGACAUGCUUGAGAAGGAACAGGUCGCACACGUCAGAGCAGAGAGGGACGUCCUCGUGGAAGCGGACCAUCAGUGGGUCGUAAAGAUGUACUACAGUUUCCAGGAUCCUAUAAAUCUCUAUCUAAUAAUGGAGUUUCUUCCUGGCGGUGACAUGAUGACGCUGCUCAUGAAGAAGGACACGCUUUCCGAGGAGUGCACGCAAUUUUAUAUUUCUGAAACGGCGUUAGCGAUCGACUCCAUACAUAAAUUAGGUUUUAUUCAUAGAGACAUCAAGCCAGACAACCUGUUGCUCGAUGCACGGGGCCACAUAAAACUCUCUGACUUUGGGCUGUGCACGGGUUUGAAGAAAUCGCACAGAACUGAUUUCUACCGAGACCUGAGUCAAGCGAAACCUUCCGAUUUCAUGACAUCAUGCGGGAGUGGAAGCGGCGGCGCGAUGGACAGUAAAAGAAGAGCCGAGAGCUGGAAGAGGAACAGGAGAGCAUUGGCUUACAGUACAGUAGGCACUCCAGAUUACAUCGCACCGGAAGUGUUCCUGCAAACAGGUUACGGACCGGCUUGUGACUGUUGGUCUCUGGGCGUUAUUAUGUACGAGAUGCUUAUAGGAUAUCCACCGUUCUGCAGCGAGAAUCCGCAGGAGACGUAUAGAAAAGUAAUGAACUGGCGGGAGACGCUGGUAUUCCCGCCGGAAGUUCCCAUUAGCGAAGAGGCUAAAGAUACCAUUAUCAGAUUUUGCUGCGAAGCCGACAGAAGAUUAGGUGCGCAAAGGGGCAUCGAGGAACUCAAGCUGGCGCCUUUCUUCCGCGGUGUCGAUUGGGAGCACAUCAGGGAAAGGCCAGCUGCCAUUCCGGUCGAGGUGCGAUCCAUUGACGACACGUCCAACUUCGACGAGUUUCCAGACGUGAAGCUGGAGAUACCGUCCGCGCCGAUGCCACAGGACGGCGAGGUAAUAUACAAGGACUGGGUAUUCAUCAAUUACACCUUUAAGCGCUUCGAAGGUCUGACGCAACGGGGCACACCGACCAAAAAAUAGCAACCCCUCAUCUCCAGCUCGGUCACCAGCGCCGCCGGCAAUCAGCAGCCUACCGACGUGAUCGAAAUUCCGGCCUUGGUACAUCAUCCACAUCCGCCGCCGUCGACGAUAACGGCGUCGCGCACGGCGGACGGCUGACCUGUCUCGCUCGUGGGCGAAUCAUUUCUAAUCGGACACGAGUCGUUCUUAUUUGUAUAUACGUGACGUGAACGUGGAGUGGUGGUCGUGAAUGAAUGCGGCGUUGUCGCACGAGUAUCUCGGCGACGUCGCAAGCGGCGACGAGCUCGGUCAGUCAAACGGACGGACAGGCAGGUGGACACGGAGAAGUGUAGUGAUAAAGAUGCACAAUACAGAAUCGCACGGCCCGAUGCGGCGCGUGUCGAUGGCGGCGCAGCGCGUGACAAGGCGACGGCGAAUCAAGUCUUUCGUUCGUGCGACUCGCGGUGAUCCUCGUGUCCCCGAAUAAUGCCAAGGAGCAUUAUUCCCUCACCUUUGUCGUGCCGCGGAGGAGGCCUUUUUGUGCGAAGCGUAGCAUAAUGAGCUCUCUGUGGUAAUGGUAUUAAACGGAAGCGAUCGAAGGGAGUCUCGGUCCCGUGGUCGUCGUUCAACUCGCGCACUUUCUUAUUUGUCUAUCGCAGCACGCGUCGAAACGGGAUUUAAUCGGGGGAGAUAUAUUUUUCCACAUUGCGUGUUGCCCGGCCGAACUCUCGAAUCAAGCUCUCUCUCUCUCUUUCUUUCAUCGUGUUCGAACGUUAUAUUUAUGAUUAACUCUGUGAUAUACGAAGUUGUUGAAAAUUUCUGCUGAUCUUUGCGUAGUUUUGUCUGUUAGUAGAUGGCGUAAACUUGAUCGGUGUUGUGUAUAUGUGAGAGAUUGAUUGUAUUUCGAAGAUUUGUCUGAAAAAUUUAGAGGUUGUUGUGAUGAACAUUGUGAUCGAGUUAUAUAAUAGUACGUACUCUUUUUCUCGCGCUACUUUUGAGAGUUCCGGCCUGCACGCGUUGAAGGACCCACGGAAAAUACGACGCACGCCAAGUUUUUCAUCUAAAAUCCUGAUGUUUUACAUAUUUUAUCAUAUAUAACGUUACGUAAUGGUAUGUUCGUCGGUACCGGGCCUCUCUUCUCCUAUCUCUCUUUUUCUUGUAAGGCAAUAAUAAACAUUUAGCUGUGUCUGAGUACACGGUAAAAGAACACUAGGCUUUAAAAGAUAUCGUAAAAAAGAAAAACGAGGCGUAAGAAGGGAGAAAGGAAGAAUACAUUUGUGUAAGAUUUAGGGCUCCUUCGUUGCCUUAUUAAGGUUCCUAACAGAUAGCCCAACAAACCCGUACGUUUACGCGAAAAAGAUGAGCCAGACAAGUCACUUCUCCGAUGGAUACGGCAGUGUGUGUUCGCGACGAUGCGUAGAAAAUCGUGUACCACACAGAUCUGUACGUUUUAACACUCUGUGGAACCGGACACCUUUCCUUUCGGUCGCACUGUAAACAAUCUUACGAUUUUACGAUUUCGUAGUUUUGCUGACAACCAGGGCACCUUGGUAAUAAAAUAAGCGUAAUAACGAUAAAGACUAGGUAACAUUUUAAGGGGUAACAUUACACACACAUACAUAAACGCAAAGAGGUACCUAUACAUAAAAGAAGAUGCACGCGCGCGUGAGUACGCGCGCGCCCGAAACGUAAUAAUUGCGUUGUGGAUAAUAUAGUACAUGUAUAAAAAGGAAACUCUCGACGCUCCUUCCUCGUAACGUUCCGGCGUGUCUCUACUUAAUGAUCGCGCAAUCACGUCGUGUUGUACAUUCGACGAAGAGAUUAGUUUCGUACGAAUAUUCCGCCUGCGUAUUGUAUCUGAAUCGCCGUUCACAGAGUAACGUCUCCAAAUAGUCUAACGAAGCAGAGAUCGCCUAGGUAUUACCAGUUAAGCCAGAGUUUAGACGACAAGACAAAACGAAAGAAAUAAGAAAAUUAUCCGCGAAGAAAGCUCUAGUGGGGGAGGGGAAAAAAGAAGAAAGGUAAGAACUAUUUUCUGCAUUAUACUAGGAAUUAUAAAUCGACGACGAGUAUGACGCGAGCGGGGAAAGUUACGGAGUUUUGCGGAAUACCAUUUAUAGUCUCACCUUGUCGCGCUGUUUGAGUACAGAUGCUCUCACGUCCAUGCUACUAAGUAAAGGAAAAAAAAAGAAACGAAAUGAUCGCAAUUUAUUUAUUUAAAGAGAAAGUCUAAAUAAAUGAUACAACAAUAGCCACGAGAUGCCUUCGACGCAACAAGUUUCGGUGCCCUGGAACAGUGCAUAUAUAUAUAUGUAUAUAUGUAAAAAAGUAUAUAUAUAUACAUAUAUACAUAGACACCUUUUAGUAAACGGAGAGGAGUGUAAUACGCGCUAAAUUUAGGUGUUAAAUUAGAUGUGCUGAAAUUCGAAGUCAGAUGGGUGUAGAUUUUUUUCUCUUUUUUUUCUCGAAGAAGACGAGAGAAUGACGGGCGUUUAUUAUAAUGUAGCGGGUGGUGACGAGAUGUAUGCACGCACGCACCGAGCUACCACGCAUUUGAUGUGAACGUAUCUCUGAGGGGACACGCGAGAGAGAGAAAUCUCCAGGUAGAUUUAACGGUACUGAUUGUCGGUGUACACUGUAAAUAUUAACGAGGCAACUAAAUGUUAUCAAGCGCAAGGCAGUUUGAGCUCCGGUGUCUAAUUGGUUACCGCUAUACUGCCAUCCCCGACUUUAUAUCAUUAUUGUAUAUCGCGCAUGAAAUCGUAUUACGGGUGUGUUAAGCGUACGGUAUGUCGUCCAAUCUCACGUUCUUUUUUUUUGCUCGUUUUUACACUAGUGUUCUCAUCAUUGUACGAAUACUGAUUAGUUGUUAAUUUUUACGGUUAAUUUAACUGAACGAAAAAACCGCGAUAGAUCUCUCCUAGCUAAUUCUUAUGAAUUUAGUUGUUAAGUCACUCUCUUUCCCUGGCGAAGAGUCUUGUCUUUCUUUUCGUUUUUUUCCUUUUCUUCUUCCUUUUAUUUUUUUUCUAUUCUUUUUCUUUCCUUUUUCUUUCCUUUUCUCUUUCGUCGGGUAACAAUCGCGUUCCCAGACCUGAUUUACGGUGAUUGUACAUCCGGAGCUUUCGCUUCCAACAUCCGCGUCUUUUCUAUCUCUUUCGCGUCUCAUAGCUGUCGUCUUUUCAAGUCCGAUCAUAUAAUGCCUUUCUGUCGCGAUACGUAGUAUCCUCGAUCAUGUAAUAUCAUGUAUACACGAUUAAUCACACGCGCACGUACGGUCGCAUAUCGAUCACACAUGGCAAGGCGGAACAACCAUUUCUUUGUAUUUUAAUAUCGCGGAGUCGUUCUUCCGAAUAUUUAACCAGCGCACUUUAAUCCUGGAUGAGUAACGUGUACAAAUAUUGAAAACCCUGGCUGAAAUCUUGUUAUGAUUUUCCAACAGUUGUAGGAUUAUCUUACAAAUAUUUCUGUUAUUAAGUGACGCAAAAUGUUUUUAUCGAAAAGAUUAAUUCUUUUCUAAAUGAAUAAUCAAUGUUAAACAUCGACGAAUAUAGAAGAAACAACGUUUGCGCGUAGAAUAAAAAUAAUACGAAGCCAUUUGUGUUCAAAUAUUAAUUAAAAUUGAAUUAAAGUUUUAUUAUUUUAUCGUAAAGUGUUGUUUUAUCAUUUUUCUAGCAAUAUUUGGAGAAUUAUUUAAGUUUUGGUUGGCUUAAACUUUUAGAAAAUAUUUUCGGAAGAAAUAUGCUACAUUUAACGAAUACUUUGGAAUGAAUUAAUUAAAAACAAAUUUAUGAUAAUAAAAGAGUUGCAAAAACAGCAAAACCAACAAUGUAUUUUAAAUUAAGUAUACCUCAUUUCACGGGCAGUCCAAGUAGACAAACAGUAAAAAGCAAUAGGCGCUAUUCGUUAUCGUUCUGCUUAAAUUACGUCUCUCGAGCGAUAAUUCGGUUACUUUACGCGUAGAGUGUGCGUGGCGUCCAACACUGCAAAACCCCGUAGAAGAUUAGAUCCGAUGACACGAAAGCCGCUCCUCGGAUGAGCUGUUUAUCGUGGAGUCUGUUGCAUCCUGCGUAUUACUCAUCCAGGGUCAGAAGAGAGAUAGUAUCGUUCGCGAUGACGAUCCCUCGAUCGCCUUGUGCGCGAAAGAACGAUUUGCGCAAAGUGCUCUUCUGAACAGACAUUUUGUAAUACUUAUCAUUUUACGACGCAAGACCUAAGACUACAGGCUGAGACGUAACGAGGCUGCAGAAUGAGAUGCCUUUUGAUGCAUUGAAAAGAUGCAUAAUAUCUUCUGAUACGAAGGAGCCUUUUCCUAAAGAAGAAAAUUCGAAGAAAUACAUAACUCGUAUCGAGUUUUUCACUUUGAUACCAGAUAUUAAGCAGUUGUUAUACCAUUGAGAUGUAACUAUAGCAUUUAGAAAUCUAUCAAUCACACACUGAUGAAAUUUCAAACAGUUUUGCUAUAAAUAUAAUGUACAAAUCGAUGUCUCGUGCAAUCCCCAAGAAAUGAAGAUAUUCGUUAGACAAUUUUGCGAUGUUCCUCCAAGCAUCAGUCCUUUGUCUGGAAUUCUCUUCUUCCGCUUGUUGUUGGUCCUUUACAUCUUGUUCUCACCUCUUGUUCUACGUCUCAGCCUAGCUUCAUUAACGCGCAAACCAUUGGAUCGCGUACAAAGCACGUAGAUCAUCCCGAUGUGGCAUUACCGAAUCGGAUCGGCAUUAAUCGAAGUAAUGCCGACUUGUAUCGUCAACGCAGUGGAAGCAGACACGUGCGUACGACUGACGUGAAGCAAACGAAUUUCUGUCGGGGAUACGAUCGAGUGUGUUGUCUGUCACUGUAACCGCAACUAAUGUUCCGUAGCAACGCGGCUUAAACCACUUCGUUCUCACCGUUCGUUCGUUUUUGUACAGUGAUUUAGCUGAAUUUUAUAAACCGGACUUAGGAUAGCGUUAUUAGGUAGAAAUUCUUCGCGGUUAAUCCCGUUCAAGCGUAGCGAUAGCAAACUCUUAGGCACGGCCAGUCUCGCGCGUCGUUAGUCUGCGGUGACUAGAAAACAUCGUCAUGGUACAAGCGAGUGCAAUGAUGCUGCGACGCUUAUUUUGCUCCUAAACGGGCGGUUUUAAUGGAAACGAUAAAAAAAAGAAAACGCGUGUGCGUCGAAUUUGGUUGUCAGGGUUGAAAAUGUUUUGGGGAGGCCACGUAUAUGCGUAUUGGAGAACAAUUUAAUUUAUAAAAUAAUUAUUUAAUUUAUGAGAAAUUUUUAAACGCUGCUUAUUCUUGUAAUGUAAGAGGCGAGUAACGAUCAAGGCUGUUAGACGUUCUUUAAUAAAAGCGAGAAAAAUAUGUGCGUAGAUUAAUAGUAUCAAUUAAUUAAUUACUUAAUAGUUAUGUUUUAAUUUGGAGAAUUGCUUUAACUUAUUACGCUGCGGAUUAUUCUUAAGAUACCGAAUAUGCUAUUAUCUUUUCUAUAGAGAAAGCUUUUAGGACCCUCUUUCCCAGUUUUGCGACAUAACGGAGACGCAUUAUUGCAUUCGAUUGUGCGGGGACAUAUUUCAUCGAGUAAAUUUAUAAUACAGCACAGCGUCCGGCCGUUCCGUUGCAUGUGGCUUGCCGUGUAAGAUUCGCGCUUAUUUAAGAACGACUACACGCAAAUCCUCGCGGUUGUUCUCGAAGACGGAAGGGGCAGACCAGAAUGAACCACGCAAGCGGAUGCACGACGGGCAAGGUAUAUCAAGCGCGGAUAUUUUAUAGUAGGCUUGUGAUCCAAUCGAGGAAUUAUUGUCGAACGAUCCGAGAUGAAAAAAGAAACGAUGUAUAAAGAGAAAUAUUGCUUUCCACACGCAGAAUAUACUAUUGUAAUUAUGUCGUUAAUAAAUUGUUUUUUAUUUUAA
Ooceraea biroi (clonal raider ant) is the source of this 11217-nucleotide messenger RNA. RefSeq names its product Serine/threonine-protein kinase tricornered (gene trc). The record is from RefSeq and is a predicted model, not a curated record. Gene Ontology annotation, biological process: protein phosphorylation. Gene Ontology annotation, molecular function: ATP binding; protein serine/threonine kinase activity. Lineage: Eukaryota; Metazoa; Arthropoda; Insecta; Hymenoptera; Formicidae.